CGGUUAUUUAAAUGGAUGCAUAUUCGGAUUGGAUUUUAAACCGAUCGGAUAUACAAUCAUUAAAUCCGUAUUCGUUAGGAAUCAGAUAUCCUUAAUCAGAUACAGAUAAUAUUCAUUUAAAACAAAUAGAGAUAUAUAUUUCGUCAACGGAUAGUGAUAUAUUGAGAGUGGGAGUUGGGAAUAAAAAAAUGAGAAACACACCUGGUAGAAGGCAGACUGUGAACAAAGAGGUGAGAUGUUGGUUGACUUGCGCCGUUGUGGGAUCUGAGAAUGAAGAUCAAAGUGAAACCGCAGCUGAAUCCAAGAAAGCAAUGCGGUUGUCGCCGGCCCUAUCAAUAUUCCCUCUCGCAGUUCUUCUUCUCUCUUUCAUUCUCUUCAAUUUCUUCCCUCUUAAUCAUCCAUCCAGCUCUCGCCCCCCUGCGCCGAGACUGUUCGUCCCGGAGCAGCUAGCUCUUUACAAUGGCUCCGACCCGAACUUGCCCAUUCUUCUUUCCAUUAUUGGGUCUGUAUUUGAUGUGACCAAAGGAAAGAAUCACUAUUGUGUUGGGGGUAGUUACAAUCAUUUUGCAGGAAGGGACGCUUCUCGGGCAUUUGUUUCAGGAAACUUUACAGGAGAUGGACUUACUGACUCGUUGCGUAACUUAUCCAGCACUGAGGUUAAAAGCAUUGUUGAAUGGAGGGAUUUCUACUUCAAAACAUACACAUUUGUUGGAAAGCUAGUGGGCCGCUACUAUGACAGUGACGGGAACCCUACAAAGAAUUUAAAAGGAGCCGAAGCAAAGGCUGCUAGAGGCGCACAACUGCUUGAGAAACAAAAGAUUGAAGAAGAGAAGAUUCCUAGCUGCAAUUCCAAGUGGAGUCAAGAUGAGGGCUCUGAGGUUUGGUGUGACGAGGGUUACCCGAGAUUGGUUCAACGACCCAUAGAAAUAGCCAUAACGGGGAAAAUGAGCAAGCGUUGUGCAUGCUACAAGAAAGACGAACUCGACCACCACCAUGGCCUAGAAGUCUAUCAAGGAUGCGAUUACUUCGACCAAAAAUGCCGCUUGUAAUUUGUAAUGUCAUGUGUUCUUUAGAGUAUCUCACAUUGCUGAGUUAUCAUUCUCACUAUACAAGAGACAGACAUUUCUAAUUUAUUGAUGACUACAGAUUAGUUUAUUAGUGAAUUACUAUGAAUAAAUUUUCUUAUAUGGAGUAUGUGCUUGGCUACACAUCAUGUAUUUCUAUGUAGUCUUGAUGGUACAUUUCAGUUUUUAGUACAAUGUAU
This is a messenger RNA of Cuscuta campestris, 1264 nucleotides long. The record is from the annotation of a GenBank genome assembly. NCBI's taxonomy places the organism in Eukaryota, Viridiplantae, Streptophyta, Magnoliopsida, Solanales, Convolvulaceae.